Messenger RNA from Actinia tenebrosa (Australian red waratah sea anemone), 1763 nucleotides. RefSeq names its product melatonin receptor type 1C-like. Gene Ontology annotation, biological process: G protein-coupled receptor signaling pathway. Gene Ontology annotation, molecular function: neuropeptide Y receptor activity. NCBI's taxonomy places the organism in Eukaryota, Metazoa, Cnidaria, Anthozoa, Actiniaria, Actiniidae. The record is from RefSeq and is a predicted model, not a curated record. Gene Ontology annotation, cellular component: membrane.
UAGCAAAUUAUGCAAUUGAAAACGUCUCAACAGACCGCCAAAUAAAACACUAAAAUGCAUUCUGAUUGGGGCAAUUCUGAUGAACUUUCAGCUUUACAUCACCUGCACUAAACUGGCUCAAAACUCUCAAGGUGACAUUUGACAACCCACCAGCUUCAUUUCUGCCAUUGACUUCAACGCUCUUAGCACCGGUCCACUCAAGCAAGAAAAAUUCUCUCAAACUCCUAAUAUAACUCAAGUCCAGUGUUAAUCGCCCAAGGUCCCUAAUUACCAGUGCCACGAUAUAAAAAAGCCGCCAAGAUAGUUUUACCUAAUUCAAACACCUUGCCAAAAGAUGUGGUAUCUUCCAGAGGCGAAUUCAACUCUCCAGCGUUCCCUAUCCUCACGAACAACUGCAAUUGUCAUCAUCGAAACAUUCGUUGAUACUUUCAUCUCAUUUAUGGCUCUCUUGGGCAACAGUACAGUUCUUUUUAUCCUUUACAAGAACCGAGCUUUACGGACAAUACCGAACUACUUUGUCGCAGCACUCGCUGUUUCUGAUGUUGCUUUUGCUAUUCUAAUAACACCAUGGUCUAUAACAGUACUUGCUAUAGGGUACUGGCCGUUCAGUUUUGCUGCCUGCCAAUUCCAGGGUUUUAUGAGUAUCUUUCUAGCAUGCUUUUCGCUUAUUUGUUUGGCUAUCACGGCCGUGAACCGCUACUUUGGAAUAGUACGUAACAACCUGCAUAGAAAGUACUUUACUGCCUCCAGAACAAGAUGGUAUAUCUUUGUUGCAAUCGUUCUCGGGGUGUUCGCUGCUUCUCCCUCGCUAAUGGCGGGUUAUACUUAUCAAUUCCAACCAGGAAAAUACUUCUGCUACCAAAAACAAGUCAUUUGGCUAACGAUGUAUUURAUGAUCAUCUUCGUUGGAAUUCCAACGACUGUCAUCAUUAUUUGCUACUCUAAAGUCUUCCUCGCCAUCCGUAAACACCAAAAAAACUUCAUGAACAACUACAAAAAGAGAAGCGCAGGAGAAAAGAGAAUCACAGUCGAAGAUAUCAAAGUAACCAAGACUUUGUUUGCGACUGUCGUUGGAUUUCUUCUAUGUUGGAUGCCAGUUUUUUGCAUCGAGUUGACGGAUCUGAUACGUGGAGGAUCAACGCUUGAUCGUCAAUGGUAUGUCAUGUUCACAAUGUGUGGACUAUCUUCGUCAGCUAUCAAUCCUAUAAUCUAUGGUGUCAUGAAUAGAACAUUCCGUAGAGCUUAUAAGAAUCUUUUUYUGUGCCGUAAGGCUGAGAGGCGACGGAGUAUUCGUCCGACAAGUUUUGGAGRAGAAAGCAAGAAAGUGUUUGUAGUUGGGAAGGAUUCGCUUGAUGGAAUCAGUAAGAGAUAUCCCAAAAACAAUGAAACGUGUAGUUCAAAGAGUGAUGAGCUUGAUAGGAUAGAAAAUAAUGAAGUUUGAGAAUUGGAGAAUAAAACAAAAUUACAAUAGUGUGAAUUGAAAAAAAGUGAAAUGAGAGACUGAAAUAAAUGAAAAGUUGAAUAAACUUCAAAUGGUGAAAAGUGGAUGUUUACAUUUCAGCUGUAUAGAGACAGGAAGACUAGCAAGAACAACAAACUCCUAGAAUACAAAUUGCAACCAAGUCGAGGAAUAAAACAAAGACUCGACUCCUUUAUCUAAAGAACAAACUAAAAAAAUUGAAAGGGAAUGAUAUGUUGACAAGAAAAGCAGCUGACAUGAAAUGAAAGUGUCUUUUAACAGAUUUGUCUGCUAUAUAUGUACU